AUGUCGUCCACUAUUAACAACCUCGAGCGCGAAGACCACAGUCGUGAUGCUGCCUUCAGCAAGGCCAUGCACGGCAGCUCAGUCGAGGCCAAUGGCGGACUUGCGGCCAUGUUCUCCAAGGGCGGGCAAGCGAAGCAGCUCGCCGUGGACGAGUACUUCAAGCACUGGGACAACAAGGCAGCCGCCAACGAGACCGACGAGCAGCGAGCAGAGCGAACCGCUGAGUACGCAACCCUGACGAAACAUUACUACAAUCUUGUUACCGACAUUUACGAGUAUGCGUGGGGUCAAUCCUUCCACUUCUGUCGGUUUGCCUACGGCGAGACAUUCCGCCAAGCCAUUGCCCGCCACGAGCAUUAUCUGGCUCACAGCAUCAACAUUCAAAAGGGCAUGAGAGUUCUUGAUGUCGGCUGUGGUGUUGGUGGACCUGCUCUCGAGAUUGCCAAGUUUACAGGCGCAAAUAUCACCGGCCUGAACAAUAAUGACUACCAGAUUGCGCGCGGCACCCGCUAUGCGGCCAAGCAAGGCCUUGCCAAUCAGGUCGACUUUGUCAAGGGCGACUUCAUGCAAAUGUCAUUCCCCGACAACGCCUUUGACGCCGUCUACGCGAUCGAAGCAACUGUACAUGCGCCUAGUCUCGAGGGCAUCUACAGCGAGAUCUUCCGCGUGCUGAAGCCUGGUGGCACUUUCGGGGUAUACGAAUGGUUAAUGACGGACGAAUAUGACAACAACAACCUCAGACAUCGUGAGAUUCGGCUCGGCAUUGAACAAGGCGACGGCAUUUCGAACAUGUGCAAGGUUUCUGAAGCAUUAGACGCCAUGAAGACGGCUGGCUUUGAGAUCCUGCGACACGAGGACAUGGCGGCUUACCCGGACCACUCUCCCUGGUACUGGCCGCUAUCUGGAGAGAUGAAGUACAUCCAGUCCGCAGGAGACAUAUUUACGAUUGUGCGCAUGACCAGCUGGGGCCGCGCCAUCGCUCACAACUUAGCCGGGGUCUUAGAAACCCUCCGGGUCGCCCCGGCAGGCACCAAGAAGACGGCCGAUAGCUUGGCGCAUGCUGCGGAUUGUCUUGUCGCCGGUGCGCGAGAGAACCUCUUCACGCCCAUGUACCUCAUGGUUGGUCGUAAACCUGAGUAA
Akanthomyces muscarius is the source of this 1140-nucleotide messenger RNA. RefSeq lists its product as uncharacterized. Gene Ontology annotation, biological process: ergosterol biosynthetic process. The record is from RefSeq and is a predicted model, not a curated record. NCBI's taxonomy places the organism in Eukaryota, Fungi, Ascomycota, Sordariomycetes, Hypocreales, Cordycipitaceae. Bases 1 to 1140 code for a protein of 379 amino acids. The transcript has 4 exons. Gene Ontology annotation, molecular function: sterol 24-C-methyltransferase activity. Gene Ontology annotation, cellular component: endoplasmic reticulum.